CCUUCAUUAAUAUCGUCUGAGAUCGGGUGCUAUGGGAACACGGACCUUGCUUUCGCUCCCUAUGGUGACUAUUGGAAAAUGAUACGUAGGAUCUGUACAAAAGAGCUCCUGAGCGCGCCACGUGUCCUGUCAAUUCGCCCGAUUCGUCAGGAGGAGUGCCUCGAUGUGUGCCGCUGGUUCGCCCAGCACGAGGGCAAGAUGGUCAACGUGACAGAGAAAAUCGGGACUAUGAGCUACGACAUAAUGGUCAAGGCCGUGCUCGGGGAGAAGAUCAAUGAGAAGGCCGCCUUUAUUAAUGUCGUCAAGGAAGGCAUGCAGAACGUAACAGUAUUCAACAUCGCUGAUGUGUAUCCUUCAAUGAAAUCCUUAUUUCAUCUGGUGAGCCGGAUGAGAAGGAAAAUUGAAAAGCAUCACAACCUAAUGGACAGAAUACUUGGUAACAUUCCCCUGGAUCGUAAAAGACGCCCCAAUAAUAAUAGCAACAUUAGCAAUGGUGGAAAGAAUACCGAAGAUCUGCUUGAUGUGCUGUUGAGAUUCCAGCGCAGCGAGUCUCUAGAAGUUCCCAUCACUGAUGACAACAUUAAGGUUGUUCUAAUGGAUAUGUUUGGUGCGGGUAUCGACACGUCAACCUCAGUGGUGGAUUGGGCAUUAGCUGAACUCUUCCUCAACCCUAAAGUUAUGGAAAAUUUGCAAGAGGAGGUGAGACGAGUUUUCGAUGCAAAAGGUGGAGUGGUGGAUGAGUCCUACUUUGAUGAACUAAAGUACUUGAAAGCGGUAGUGAAGGAGACCCUACGUAUGCACCUGACAGCCCCACUCCUUCUCCCUCGCGAGUGUAGGGAAAGUUGCGAGAUAUACGGUUAUGAUAUACCUGCGGGGACGCGUGUGCUGGUGAAUGCGUGGGCAAUGGGGAGAGACCCAAAGUAUUGGGAGGAUGCAGAGAGGUUCAUGCCAGAGUGGUUCGCAAUGGAGUUCAAAUUGGGGAAUAGCUUUGAGUAUAUCCCAUUUGGUGGGGGCAGGAGGAGCUGCCCUGGGGUCACGUACGAGCCUACCACCAUUGAGUUACAAUUGGCGAUGCUAGUCUACUAUUUUGAUUGGAGCCUCCUGCCAGGUCAGGACAUUGACAUGACAGAGUUGAUUGGAUUGGCGUCACGAAGGAAGCACGACAUUGUUGCUAUUCCCAUUGUGCGCAGGCCUCUGCCCCUUUAA
Molecule: messenger RNA, 1206 nt
Organism: Striga asiatica
Lineage: Eukaryota; Viridiplantae; Streptophyta; Magnoliopsida; Lamiales; Orobanchaceae
Source: the annotation of a GenBank genome assembly